AUGGCCACAAACACUACCCCUUCUACCAUCGACCUUGAAGAAACCAAACAUCACAACAACCAGCUGCUUGACGGUAUUGCAUACCAGCAACACGCCUUGGAAGCAUCUUUAGCCGCCUCAAAUCAGAAUUUCCAUGACCAGAUCGACAAGAUAAAUCAGAAGCAGAAAAAUAUGGAAGAAAAAGUUGAUUCUCUCAGCACCCUCCUCCAUAAAAUUGAUGCUAAAUUGGAAUCUCUCACUGUACAAUCAAGGUCAGAUCUGCAUUCUGCAGGUAAUUCUUCUUCCACCCCAUGGGUUCCUCCUGGUUUUGAAUCUUUUACUACUCAUACUACUCACCCUAUUAACGUGACCCUGCCCACACCAACACAACACACCAGAACUAGCCUACCUACUGUAACCCUAAACACACCUCCCCCACCACCAUUCCCACCCCCACCAUUCUACAACAGCCAAACACAACAACUACCCCAAUUUGCUGUUCAACAAUUCCCACCAUACCCCCACUCUAUACAACAAAACAGUUCCCCACAAAAUUCUCACACCACUCCCCACCAACACUAUCGAUCACCUAAAGUGGAAUUAAGCCAUUUCGAUGGAACUGACCCAUUAGAAUGGUUGUUUCAAUCUGAACAAUUUUUCUCUUAUUAUAAUAUACCAUGUUCAAAUCGUUUAUCUAUGGCUGCUUUUUAUAUGAAAGGCGAAGCAUUAGGGUGGUAUAAAUGGAUGUUUCAAAAUCAUCAAUUUUCUGAUUGGAAUUCAUUUUCAAGAGCAUUGGAAUUAAGAUUUGGUCCCUCUACCUAUGAAAAUCAUCAAGCUCAAUUAUUUAAACUUAGACAGCAUGGAUCUGUUGCUGAAUAUCAAGCCCAAUUUGAGAAAAUUAGUAAUCGGAUUUUGGGGUUACCACCAGAUGCCAUUCUAAACUGUUUUAUAUCUGGUUUGAAUCCAGAAAUUCGUGGCGAACUUGCAAUCCACCGCCCUACUGUUAUUUCCCAAGCAAUUGGAUUAGCCAAACUAAUUGAAUCCAAAAUCAAAGACUCAAAGCCCAAAUUUAAUAAACCAUUUUCAACCAAUGCUAUCACCACCAACAACACAGCUCAUACCCCUCCUAAACUACAACCAAACCUACCACCACAUAUAUCCCAAAACCACACUGCCCAAAAUAAUUCCUCCAACACAAAUCCCACACCAAAACUGCCAAUUCGACGGAUCACAAAUGCCCAAAGAGACGAGAGACGAGCUCAAGGCUUAUGUUUCCAUUGUGAUGAGAAAUUUAUACCGGGACACAAAUGCAAAACACCGCGAUUUCUAUUACUUAUAGCUGAUGAAGAAGAGAAUGUGGAUAUUGAGGAACCAACUACUGAAGCUGAACUGGAAACUACAGUUGACACUAAUGAGGCUUUUUUUCAACUAUCCACCCAAGCCCUCACUGGACAGUUUUCACCCCAAUCAUUGAAAUUUCAAGGACUCUUACAUGGACUAAUUGUUACUGUUUUAGUGGAUACUGGCAGCACCCACAACAUUCUCCAACCCCGCAUUGCAUCGCACCUUCAUAUCCCCACAAAAACUAUACCAAACUUUUCCGUCAUGGUUGGUAAUGGCUCUCACUUAGAAUGUUCAGGAUUCUGCCCAGAUGUUCCUAUUACCAUCCAAAACAACUUAUUUCAUAUUCCCUUUUACCUAUUGCCCAUUGAGGGCGCAGAUGUGGUCUUGGGAAUGGAAUGGUUGAGAACCCUUGGACCCCUCAAUGCAGAUUUCUCUAUCCCAAAAAUAUCUUUCAAACACCAUGACACCAACAUCACAAUAACCGGUGACUCAAAGAAUUUACCCACCCCAUCCACAUACCACCACAUAUGUCAUCUAGCACAUACAGACUCAAUUGCUGCCAUUCAUUUGCUUACAUUUCAACCCACAAGUGACACAGAACUCCCACCCCACAAUAAAGCCAAAGAAAGCCUAGACUCUCUUCUCACAACACUCCCAACCCCAAUCCAGCAAAUCUUACAACUAUACCCAAAUGUAUUUCAGCCACCACAUGGCCUACCCCCACCAAGGCCACAUGAUCACAAAAUACCAAUUCAACCACAAACUGCCCCAAUAAACGUCAAACCAUACCGAUACCCUCAUUCCCAAAAAGAAGCAAUGACAACCAUCAUUCAUGAUAUGCUCAAAGAAGGAAUCAUAAAGCCCAGCACCAGCCCGUAUUCAUCUCCUGUCCUACUUGUGCGCAAAAAAGAUGGCACAUGGCGUUUUUGUGUGGAUUAUCGAGCUCUAAACGCCGUUACUGUUCGGGACAGAUUUCCUAUCCCAACCAUUGACGAGCUCUUUGAUGAGUUAGGUUCUGCAUCAAUUUUCUCUAAGAUUGACCUUCGGUCAGGCUAUCACCAAAUUAGGGUCGUGCAAGAAGACACUCACAAAACAGCCUUCAGAACAUUUGAUGGACACUAUGAGUUUUUAGUUAUGCCAUUUGGUCUUACUAAUGCUCCUAGUACUUUUCAAUCUGCCAUGAAUGAUCUACUUCGCCCUUAUCUAAGACGGUUUGUUUUAGUUUUCUUUGAUGAUAUUUUAAUCUACAGUCGUUGUCUAAAUGAUCAUUUAUACCAUUUACGAUUGAUUUUAGAUUUAUUGUCAUCAAAUCAAUUUUUUGCAAAAUUUUCCAAGUGUGCCUUUGCAGUAGAAAAUGUUGACUAUUUAGGUCAUGCUAUUUCAUCUAAUGGUGUGACCCCAGAUCCAGAAAAGAUUCAAGCUAUCCUAGACUGGCCUAGGCCGCGUUCUCUCACGACACUCAGGGGUUUCUUAGGCCUCACCGGCUUUUAUAGACGAUUUGUUCGACAUUACGCCUCACUCGCCGCUCCACUCACUGAUUUAUUACGUUCCACUAAAUUUGUUUGGAAUACAGAUACAGAGCUAGCUUUUACAACUUUAAAGAAAAAAAUGACAGAAACUCCUGUGCUGGUCUUGCCAAACUUCUCCAAAACUUUCAUUGUGGAAACUGAUGCCUCCGCGGUAGCAAUAGGUGCUGUUUUAUCUCAGGAGGGCCACCCACUGGCAUUCUUCAGCAAGAAAAUGUGCCCGCGUAUGCAAGCUGCAUCUGUGUAUGUCCGCGAAAUGUAUGCCAUUACCGAAGCUGUAAAAAAAUGGCGUCAGUAUCUGAUUGGUCGACACUUUCAUAUAUUUACAGAUCAGAAGAGCUUAAAGAAUUUGUUGGUCCAAACCAUACAAACUCCAGAACAACAAAAAUGGGCCUCCAAAUUACAAGGAUUUAGUUUCGAGAUAUUUUACAAACCUGGGAAGGCUAAUCAAGUGGCUGAUGCUCUCAGUCGUCGACACACAGAAGAGGAAGCGGUCUUGUUCUCCAUCUCAUCACCCGUACCAACUAUCCUCAACAAUCUUCGGGAGUUUUAUAUGAAAGACAAAGCAGGGCAAACAUUAGUGCAACAAGUUGAAACAGACACACAAAUGCAACAAAGUUUCAGGCUUAAAGAUGGGUUACUUUACUUCAAAGAUAAAAUUUAUUUACCUGAUAUUCCAGAUCUGCGUAAAACUAUCCUCCGUGAGUAUCAUUGUACCCCAACAGCUGGCCACUCUGGAGUUCAGCCAACUUUAGCCAGAAUAUCUGCUUCUUUUCUUUGGCCAGGAAUAUACAAAGAUGUGACCCAGUUAGUUCAAACUUGUGCGACAUGCCAGCAAAACAAGUACAUGCCAAAGAAAAAACAAGGGUUAUUACAGCCACUUGAUAUACCCAAACAGGUAUGGGAAGACUUGUCUAUGGACUUUAUUACACACUUACCCCAGUCAUUUGGACAUACAGUCAUUUGGGUGAUUUGCGACCGUCUCACAAAAUUUGUUCACUUCAUCGCUCUCCCAACAAAAUUUACAGCACCAGCUCUUGCUUCACGUUUUUCGGUCGAGGUGUGUCGCCUUCAUGGUAUCCCAAAAUCCAUUGUAUCUGACCGAGAUCCAGUCUUUCUUAGUAGUUUUUGGAAGGAGCUUUUUCACCUACAAGGCACAACAUUAAAAUAUAGCUCAGCUUACCAUCCACAAACUGACGGUCAAACUGAGGUUGUGAAUAGAAGUUUGGAAGCUUACCUGAGAUGCUUCACCAGCGAAAACCCUCGACAGUGGUAUAAAUACUUGCACCUCGCUGAGUUCUGGCACAACACAGCUUUCCACUCAGCCAUCAAAAUGACGCCUUUUGAAGCAUUGUAUGGUCGCAAACCACCAUCUCUGCUGGACUACGUCAGCGGACAGACUAAUAUCAGAGAUCUGGACACUACUCUGCAGCAACGACAAGCAAUACUUGAUACUUUGAAGACCAACUUACAAAGAAGCAGACAACAAAUGGAGAUUCAAGCAAACAAGUCAAGAACAGAUUGUACCUUUAACUGUGGUGAUUUGGUCUUACUUAAGCUUCAACCUUAUCGACAAACAUCGGUGCAGCGUCGCGUUUCACAGAAACUGUCAAAGAGGUUUUAUGGACCCUUUCCAGUGCUCCGUCGUAUAGGCGCUGUAGCCUAUGAACUAGACCUUCCAGCAUCAUCUCGAAUUCAUCCGGUAGUUCAUGUCUCUCAGUUACGGGCUUACAAGGGUGAUGACCCACGCUCGCAUUUUACUCCUAUUCCUGCUGAUAUGAGAGGUAAAAAUAUUUUGGAAGGAACAGAAGUAGAAGAUACGUCUGAAGAACUUGAGAAAUUUAGAGAGAAACUCUCUCAAAGUACUUUCAAUGAAGGAGAGAAGUACAAUAACAACUCUGUUUCUGCGAGUGAACCUUCCAACUUAACUAAGACAAUAUCUCAUUUAUCUUCUCCUAUUCCCGAAAAUUCGCUGGCUAUUCGUACACCGUUGGAUGGUUCACCAGCUUUAAUUAAGUCCACAAGACCAUUGGAUCCUUCUGUGAUAACUGAAAAGCAAUUAAAGCCACUAUUUAUGGGACCCACGCGUGCAAGCUGUAUCACUCCUUCCCGUGUCGAAGAUUCCCAACGGGUAGAAAUUUUCACUCAAAAUGAGCUGGCUACUAUUCCCCAUAGUCACAAUGCGUGGGACUUUAAGUCCUCUUUCUCUGCCAACACGCCUUCCCAAGUAGCUCUUCCCAAGGCACAUGCAUCACCACAUGAUCUUCUCCCUAAAGAAACAAAACCAAUGGAUGAAAACACAUCAGCAAAGGCCAUUACUCCAUUGGAUCUACCUCCCAACUCAAUGAACAAAUAUGGAUCACAAUUGGACUCUAACAACAACCUUGAGGACAAGGUUCUCUUUGAAACGGGCGGCAAUGAUAGCGGGCUGGAUUCCAGGCCCAAAAGAACUAUUAGGAAACCUUUUUGGACACAAGAUUUUGUUCUUAAAUAA
Messenger RNA from Trifolium pratense (red clover), 5343 nucleotides. RefSeq lists its product as uncharacterized. The transcript has a single exon. The record is from RefSeq and is a predicted model, not a curated record. Bases 1 to 5343 code for a protein of 1780 amino acids. NCBI's taxonomy places the organism in Eukaryota, Viridiplantae, Streptophyta, Magnoliopsida, Fabales, Fabaceae. Gene Ontology annotation, biological process: proteolysis; DNA integration. Gene Ontology annotation, molecular function: aspartic-type endopeptidase activity; nucleic acid binding.